ACGUAUCAUCACCGAGGAACCUUCUGAACCGGGCCGAUUCUGGUUUUGCUUGUUUCUCGAAAACAACAGAACCGGACCGGUCUGAAACAUAAACCGGUUGACUCUUCUUCUCCCCCCGCUCUGAGUCUCCAUAGUUUACAAACUUACAGUCACCGUCGUUUCUUAGAACCUUCACCUUUUCUCACCAUUCACUCACUAUCAUCUACGACCAAAAGUCAUCUCCUCUCCUCUCUUUCUUAGUCAAUAGAAUAGCCCUAUCUCUCCUGCAAACGCGUUUUGGAAAAUAUGCCUUAUAUCAUCUCUCUCUCUAUAUAUGUAUGUAUGUAUGUAUACAUAUGCAGCAAAAAGCUCAACCAUGGCUGAUUCCAACAAGGACCAAGCCAAACCACUAGCCCCUCUUUCUCACGCACCUCGUAGUGACCAACCCGAAGAAGAUGACUACGGCAACGGUCGGCCAAAACAUGUGUCUGGUCGGACGACAAGAUGCAUCCUUUGUUUUGGUUUUGUCGCCUCCUUUGUUCUGCUUCUCACCGUCACUUUCAUCGUCCUCGCCCUCACUCUCUUCCACAUCCGAAACCCCAAUCUCACCGUCCAUUCCGCAUCCUUCAGCCACCGGCUCGAGAUAGACAACGGAACCAUCAGGGCGGACUCGAACUUGACCGUCACAGUGAAAAUCUCCGUUCACAACCCCAACGCGGCGUCCUUUAGCGUUACAAACGGCUCUACGAUGGUUUGGUUCGUCCAUGAAGUCAUAGGGGAAGGAGGAGGAGAUUUUCCGGUGAAGAUUCCGGCAAAAAAGACUGUUCAGAUGAAUCUGACGGCUGAGAUUGUUACGUCGAGGUUAGCAUCGGUUCCGGGUUUGAAUGGAAGAGGAAUGAAUGUGAGCAGCGCCAUUAGAGUAGAUGGUAAGGUGAAGAUCAUGAAGAUUUUCAAGAAAUCUUUUCAUCUGAGAAGGGACUGUACUAUGAUGUAUAACACCUCCGAGCUUACAUUUCAUGAUGUCAGAUGCCAAAAACACGUAGAAAUUUAAGGAACUUUGUUAUUAUUCCUUA
Messenger RNA from Tarenaya hassleriana, 1052 nucleotides. RefSeq lists its product as uncharacterized. The coding region runs from base 314 to 1030 and encodes 238 amino acids. NCBI's taxonomy places the organism in Eukaryota, Viridiplantae, Streptophyta, Magnoliopsida, Brassicales, Cleomaceae. The record is from RefSeq and is a predicted model, not a curated record. The transcript has a single exon.